AUGCGGCCUGCUGAAAUUCAGCCGGAUGUCAUGAGCUUCAACUUAUCUGUGCAUGCCAAUGUGAAUCGCUGGUACGGCGCCUUGCAGUUGCUCUCCAACGUGCUGUUUUUCAGGAUUCGGCCCAAUCUGCUCAGCUUCCACAGCGUUCUUGGCCCCGAGCUUGGAUGGCGGCGAAUGCUCGAUCUCCUCGGCUUGCUGCAACUACAGAACCUGCAGCCAACCACAGUGACUUUCAAUGCGGCGCUGGCCACCUGUGCCCAGGGGGGCGGGUGGUACUGUGCCCAACUUCUCUUCCAGCGAGUCCGAGGUGCGGGAGGAGUUCUGCCCGAUCCAAUCAGCUUCAACUCUGCGAUGAGGGCAUGCCAAUUGGACCGGUGGCGCUGGUCUUCAGAUCUUUUCUGGACCAUGCAGUUGGCCGGGAUUUUGCCGGAUUGCAUCAGCCUGACGGCAAGCAUCACGGCGAAAGGUCGAGGCAUGCAAUGGCUGCUAGCGGCAGAGUGCCUGGAUGCAAAGCGGGGCCCGUCCAUUUUGACGAACGUGAUCACGUACACUGCGGCGCUUGCUGCAUGUGACGCCGCGGGGGCAUGGCUGGCAGCUCUGGCCAUGGUGAGCACCAUGGCGCUGUCGAGAGUCGAGCGGGAUGCCAUGUCGCAGAACUGGGAGACGAGUACAUGUGCGAAAGCUAGCCAGUGGGCGAUGGCUCUGUCUCCGCGUGCCGCAAAGAGUCCGAACGACUUCGGCUCUCUGUCGCUCACCCUGUCCGAGCAUGGUCACCGCUGGGAGCUGGUGUUGGAAAUGCUGUCGGGCAGCAGGCAGCAGGCCUUGAAACACAGUGCUUUGGAAAUCAGCUCGACGAUGACGGCUGCCACCUCCUGUGCUCGGUGGCAGCACUCUCUGCAGCUUUUCGCCGCUUUCGGCCGAGGCGACAGAGAUCUGGCCAUUCACAAUGCUGCCGCGACGGCUCUGGAGAAGGGCAGCGGAUGGCGCGCCGCUCUCGCCGGGCUGGGGCCCCUCCGCGCAGAGCGCUGGGCUCCCGACGAGGUUACGUGCAGCGCCUUAAUCAGUGCCUGCGAGAAGGGCUUCGAGUGGAGGAGGGCCCUUGCGCUCUUCGAGCAGAUGCUGAACGCCUCACUCCAGGCCAGCGUCAUCGCCUGCGAUGCCGCCAUCUCUGCCUGUGAGAAAUGUGGCAAGUGGCAGCAAGCCCUCUCUCUUCUGAGCUGCAUGCCCGAAUUAGACCUGCAACCCAACGACAUCAGCUUCAAUGCAGCAAUUGGCGCCUGUGAGAAGGGCCAACUGCACGCAGAAGUCGCCUGA
Symbiodinium sp. CCMP2592 is the source of this 1314-nucleotide messenger RNA. NCBI's taxonomy places the organism in Eukaryota, Dinophyceae, Suessiales, Symbiodiniaceae. The record is from the annotation of a GenBank genome assembly.